AUGGCAACGGAAGGUGUAGGUGGAAGCGGUAGCAGCAGCGAAGUGGAAAACGACUUGGAAAUGAAGCUCUUACGCGACAGAUUCAGGCUCUCCGCGAUCUCAAUCGCCGAAUCUCAAGCGAACAAAAGCGGCAUGGAAGUUUCAAAUGUCGUCGUCGCUUGCAUCGCUGAUUUGGCCUUCAAAUACACCGAACGGUUAGCGAAGGAUCUUCAACUAUUUUCGCAGCAUGCGAAUCGUAAAUCUGUAAAUAUAGAGGAUGUUAUACUCUCUGCGCAUCGAAAUGAACAUCUAUCUGGCUUGUUGAGGACUUUCUCCAAUGAUUUAAAAGAUCGUCAAUUUGAGAGGAAGCGAAAGAAGAAUGAUAAAACAACUGCUUAG
Messenger RNA from Vicia faba (fava bean), 378 nucleotides. The record is from the annotation of a GenBank genome assembly. Lineage: Eukaryota; Viridiplantae; Streptophyta; Magnoliopsida; Fabales; Fabaceae.